Molecule: messenger RNA, 531 nt
Organism: Trypanosoma grayi
Lineage: Eukaryota; Euglenozoa; Kinetoplastea; Trypanosomatida; Trypanosomatidae
Exons: 1
Coding region: 1-531 (176 amino acids)
Source: RefSeq, a predicted model, not a curated record
AUGUUCUGCUGCCGUGUGCUUGUGUUGCUCACUUCCGUGCUGGCAACAGCCGCUGCUGCUUGUGCAAACGUAUUCACUCUGUUCCGCAAGAGUGACGGAAGUACAAAGUACGAGCAGACGCUCUGGUACAGCAGAGUCACUGCGGGCCACAACAAGGAAAUGGUGAAGGACAGUCCGUGUGACCAAUACAAGCUCUUCUUUCAGAUCAGUGAGGGCGCUACAGUGGGCGGUGCUGGCGUGGGGUUCAUUGUUUUGGUUGUCGCCAUUGUACAGCUGUUUGUGAUCUACAGAGCCUCUUCAUUCAGGUGUGGUAUUUUCACUUUCUCAUUCAUCGCGUUUGCCGCGUGUGGAGCCUGUGUGGGCCUUCUCGUGUUUGGAUAUAUGAAGGGUUACUGCCAGAACGACGAUUCCCUGAGGGACGCAUAUGCUCCGUUCAAGGACAGUGGAUACCAAUUCGCGGAGGGAUUCUACCUUAUUUGUGCUGCAUGUGGGCUGUUUCUCUUUUCCAGUCUCUUCCAGUGCUGCGCGUAG